Ambispora leptoticha is the source of this 2814-nucleotide messenger RNA. The record is from the annotation of a GenBank genome assembly. Lineage: Eukaryota; Fungi; Glomeromycota; Glomeromycetes; Archaeosporales; Ambisporaceae.
AUGCGAAAACAUUUCCGGCAUACAUUAUUACUCAAGAUCACCACACUAUUACUAUACUCUACAAUCCUGCUAAGCGCAGUCUCGGCAACAAAACUGAAUAUAGGUCCGCUUGAUCUUUCCAUGCACCUCCCGCAAACGUACUUUGUCGUAUAUGACAAAACAGCAAUGCAUAACACAUCGAAUCCAACAGGUGCGAACUUCACCAAUUAUGUUGAUAUGGAAGGUAACGGAGUUUCGUCGUGUGUACAAAAUUUCUUGGAGCAUAUUGAAUUCUCGGGUGUAAAUUUCAAAUUGAGGUAUUCGCUUGAGAAGUUGCUUGACUGUGUGUCGAUCACUGUUAGUCACCAGGAUGAUUUAGAGAGAUUGAACAAUAUGACUAUCGUAAAGAAAAUUUGGCCUGUGUCGAUUCUUGAACAACCAAAAGUAAGUUUGAAUGCCAUUAAUGAUAGUAAAGGUUCUCCGUCAAAUUUACCCAUUGAUGAAUUAACCGGCGUUGCACAAGUUCGAGCAGGAACGAAAUACAGCGGAAAAAAUAUCAAGGUUGGAAUAAUUGAUACUGGAAUUGAUUAUACACAUCCAGCAUUUGGCAAUUGCUUUAAGACGAAAGGAUGUAAAAUUCAAUUUGGAUACGAUUUUGUCGGUGACGCGUUUAAUGGCUCUAAUACCCCACAUGGUGACAAUGAUCCAUUGGAUCAAUGUAAUGGACAUGGAACGCAUGUUGCUGGAAUUCUUGCCGCUGAGGAUAAAGCCAAUAAUUUUACUGGUGUUGCACCCGGUGUAACUUUGGGUAUAUACAGAAUUUUUGGAUGCAAUGGCACAACGACUAAUGAUUUGCUUGUUAAAGCGAUGGAACGAGCAUCCGAUGAUGGGAUGGAUAUUAUUAAUUUUUCAGUUGGAGUUCUUGGUGCUGGUGGCUGGGCAGAAAGUCCUGAAGCCGUAGCAACUGAAAAUACAAUAGCUAAAGGGAUAAUCGUAGUAGCUGUAACGGGUAAUAAUGGGAACGAUCAAGCAAUUUUUAAAGCCGCAUCUCCCGGAGUGGCACUGAACGCGAUUUCAGUCGCUUCGGUUGAUAAUACGAAAAUCCAAUUAUAUUAUCUUUUAAUCAGUUCCUCACCUGAAAAAAAGAUUGGAUACUGGACUCCUAACAAUACGAGAUUUAAUAUUAGCGGAAAUUCUGAGAUCGUAGCCACAAGCAAUAACACUAAAGUGAUCGAUGACGCGUGUAAUGCUCAACCAGCAAACCUAACCGGGAAAAUAGCAUUGAUUCGACGUGGCGGCUGCACGUUCAUACAAAAAUCGAUUAAUGCGCAAGCAGCUGGUGCAAUCGGAAUCCUAUUCUACGAUAAUGUCAUAUCCACAAUUUUUCCACCAAUUAUAAAUUCCUCAGUAACAAUUCCAGUCGCUCUAACUUAUCCAAUGAGUGGUGAAUUUAUAUUCAAUCAAAUACAGAACAAGAAUGUCACAAUUACCUUUCCUAACGACACUUUCGUAUUUUCAAACCCAACAGGUGGAAAAAUAUCAAGUUUUAGUUCGUUGGGACCCUCGAAUGAGAUGGAUAUUAAACCAGAAAUUGCUGCGCCAGGUGGUGCAAUCAAUAGCACGUACCCUGUUAAACUUGGUUCUUAUCGAGUAACGAGUGGUACGAGUAUGGCAGCACCGUAUGUGGCAGGAUGUGUGGCGGUUAUUUUCGAGGCAAAAGGUAAAAUGAGUGCAGUUGAAACGAAAAAAUUGUUUAUGAAUACUGCACAUCCAGUUGAAAUACCUUCUAGCUCAAAUAAAAAUGUACCGCAUACAUCGAUUGUUCAACAAGGUGCUGGACUAAUUAAUUUAUUAGAUGCAUUAUCUUCAACUAUCAGUAUCUCACCUUAUAAACUCUCAUUAAACGAUACCGAGAAUUACAAAGCUUUAAAUACAUUAACAAUCAAAAAUUCCGGAAAAAAGAAUGUGAAAUUUACAGUUAGUCAUGUUGGAGCACAAGCAGUAAAUGGAUACAAUUUUACGGAAUCAUUUGCGCCGCAAGAACAACCAGUAUUCCAAGACUCAUUUGCUGAGGUAAACAUUUCAGAAUCAUCAAUUGAGCUUGGACCUGGACAAUCAAAGAGUAUUAAAGUUGUAAUCAAGCCUCCAUCUGAUUUAGAUAACGGUUCAUACUUUUUAUUCUCAGGAUUUAUUCUGUUCUCGGAUAUAACCAGUAAUAAAUCAUAUAGUGUUCCAUAUAUGGGAAUGAAAGGGAUCUUAAAAACACUUCCGAUUCUUGAUACCGCUUCUGGCACACCAUUCAUUCAAACAGCGCACCUCGAUGUCUAUCGAGCUCGUAACGAAAAUGUGACUUUUACUUUGCAAAGCAACGAUACGCCAACAUUAAUUGUACUUCUUGCAGAAGGAACUCGCAUUUUGGCUGUGGAUGUAGUUCCCGCGAACACCACAGUUCAAUCAAAGGUUGGAAAACCAAAUGUCUCAUCAUUGGUUCCAGCCGAAAAAUCGAAAAGAUCACCUGGCAGAUUAUAUCGACGAAUUCCUGGAGUUGAUAAAACCCCCAAUAUUGAAACCGAGCAACCAGAGAUAACGCCAUCAGAUAUUCAAGUUAACCGUGAUUUAGUUCCGGACUCAUUGGGUAAAAUUGCAAUAGACGGCGUACAGUAUUAUGUUUCAAGAACUCUAUGUAACGAGCCUAUACUUAUUCCCUGGGAAGGAAAAAUAGAUACCGUCGAUGGUAGACGUAAUGUCGAAUUGCCGAACGGAUCGUAUCGACUAGUGGUGUCAGUCUUGAAAUUGUUUGGAGAGGAAAAGAGAAAAAGUGAUUGGGAAAUAUGG